Haliaeetus leucocephalus (bald eagle) is the source of this 2817-nucleotide messenger RNA. It is a transcript of the gene NFKB2, whose product is annotated as nuclear factor of kappa light polypeptide gene enhancer in B-cells 2 (p49/p100). The record is from RefSeq and is a predicted model, not a curated record. The coding region runs from base 13 to 2817 and encodes 934 amino acids. Lineage: Eukaryota; Metazoa; Chordata; Aves; Accipitriformes; Accipitridae. Gene Ontology annotation, cellular component: cytoplasm. Gene Ontology annotation, molecular function: RNA polymerase II cis-regulatory region sequence-specific DNA binding; protein binding; DNA-binding transcription factor activity, RNA polymerase II-specific. The transcript is spliced from 23 exons. Gene Ontology annotation, biological process: innate immune response; inflammatory response; regulation of transcription by RNA polymerase II.
GUCCCCGCGGUGAUGCUGGGGCUGGAUGGGUUGCUGAGACCAGCCUCUUCCUCCCCGGCCGGCGGCCGGCCCCGCGCAGACAUGGACGAGCAGUUCCAGCCCUGCCUGGAUGGGAUUGACUACGAUGACUUCAAUUUCGGCUCCCACAUGAUGGAGCAGAAGGAGCCCCUGAUGGAGACAGUGGAAGGUCCCUACCUUCUCAUCAUCGAGCAGCCAAAGCAGCGGGGGUUCCGUUUUCGGUACGGCUGCGAGGGCCCUUCACAUGGGGGGCUUCCGGGGGCAUCCAGCGAGAAGGGACGCAAGACCUAUCCCACCGUCAAGAUCUGCAACUACACAGGUAUGGCCCGGAUCGAGGUGGACCUGGUGACACACAGCGACCCUCCCCGCGUGCAUGCCCACAGCCUGGUGGGCAAGCAGUGCAAUGAGGCUGGCAACUGCGUCGCGAUCGUGGGACCCAAGGACAUGACAGCUCAGUUCAGCAACCUGGGUGUGCUCCAUGUCACCAAGAAGAAUAUGAUGGAGAUCAUGAAGGAAAAGCUGAAGCAGCAGAAGAUGCGUAACAGGAGCCAUCUCCUGACAGAAGCGGAGCUGCGUGAGAUCGAGCUGGAGGCAAAGGAGCUGAAGAAGGUGAUGGACCUGAGCAUUGUGCGGUUGCGCUUCACUGCCUACCUCCGCGACAGCAGCGGGAACUUCACGCUGGCCCUCCAGCCUGUCAUCUCAGACCCCAUCCACGACAGCAAGUCCCCAGGAGCUUCCAACCUGAAGAUCUCACGGAUGGAUAAGACGGCAGGCUCUGUGCGGGGAGGGGAUGAAGUCUACUUGCUGUGUGAUAAAGUUCAGAAAGAUGACAUCGAGGUGCGUUUCUACGAGGAUGAUGAGAACGGCUGGCAGGCCUUCGGGGACUUCUCCCCCACUGACGUGCACAAGCAGUACGCCAUUGUCUUCCGCACACCCCCCUACCACAAGCCCAAGAUUGACCGUCCCGUCACCGUCUUCCUGCAGCUGAAGCGGAAGCGGGGGGGCGACGUGAGCGACUCCAAGCAGUUCACCUACUACCCCGUGGUGGAAGAUAAGGAAGAAGUGGAGAGGAAGCGCAAGAAAGUCCUGCCUCAAUUUCCCCAGCACUUUGGCGGGGGCUCGCACAUGGGGGGUGCCGGUGGGGGGGCCGGGGGCUUUGGCUCUGGAGGAGGCGGGAACCUCAGCUUCCCCUACUCCACCGGGCUGGCCUACAACAGCAUCUACUCGCCCGGCCCCCACCCUGUGGGGGGCUACCAGGGGGGUGUGCAGAUGAAGGGCCCCGAGGUGGAGGGGCCCGGGAGCGACAGGCAGGUGCCUGCGGAGAGCAUGUACUGCAAGGAGCUGCAGAAGCACGCCCAGCUCUGCCAGCUGUGGAUGCUGGCACUGGCCCGCCGCAAUGCCCAUGCCCUGCUCGACUACUCAGUCACCGCCGACCCCCGCAUGCUGCUGGCAGUCCAGAGGCACCUGGCCGCGUCACAGGAUGAGAACGGAGACACGCCUUUGCACCUCGCUAUUAUCCAUGAGCAGACAGCUGUAAUCAAGCAGCUGAUUGAGGUCAUUGUUAGCAUCCCCAGCCAGCAGAUCAUCAACAUCUCCAAUAACCUGCAGCAGACGCCGCUGCAUCUGGCAGUCAUCACCAAGCAGCCCCAAGUGGUCCAGCUCCUGCUGCAAGCCCGUGCUGACCCCACCUUGCUGGACCGCUAUGGCAAUUCCCUGCUGCACCUGGCACUCCAGGCUGGUGAUGAAGAGAUGCUGAGGACGCUGCUGGCCCACCUGGGCUCAGCUGCUCCUUACCUGCUCCGUCUGCCCAAUUUCCAUGGCCUCCUGCCUGUGCACUUGGCCAUAAAGGCAAAGAGUUUGGCCUGCCUGGACCUGCUGGUAAGGAAGGGAGCGGAUGUGAAUGCUGUGGAGAGGCAGGGCGGGAGGACCCCACUGCACCUGGCUGUGGAGAUGGAGAACCUGAACAUGGCCACCCACCUUGUGAAGAAGCUGGGAGCAGAUGUCAACAGCAGGACUUAUGCCGGGAACAGCCCCCUGCACCUGGCUGCUGGUCUGGGCUCCCCAACUCUCACCAAACUGCUCCUCAAAGCUGGGGCAGAUGUGCUGUGUGAGAACGAUGAGCCUGUGAGCCCAUCCUCGUCAGAGGCCAGCAGUGACACGGAUGCCGACCCUGAGGAGCAGGAGCUGGCUAUGGAGCUGGGGGAGCUGGCUCCAGCCAUGGAGCACAGCACCAACCGGGAGCCCCCUGUGCAGGAGCACGGGCAGGCAGGGCACAGGCAGCGCCACUGCCACACGCCCCUGGACCUGACUCGGAGCCAGAAGGUGCGGGAAAUCUUGCUGCAGGCCUCCCAGCAGGGCCCCGAGGCAGAGCUGCCCACUGCCCCCCGGCCAGGGAAGGUCCUGUCACUGGACAGUGAAGCACUGCAGGGGCUGGAGCAGCUGCUGAACCAGGACUGCAGUGGGUCGGAUUGGAUCGAACUAGCCAAGCGCCUGGGGCUCUGCAGCCUGGUGGAGACCUACAAGGACACCCCCUCACCCAGCAUCAGCCUCCUGCGCAGUUACGAGCUGGCAGGGGGAAGCCUGGGAGGGCUGCUGGAAGCGCUGGACUCCAUGGGGCUCCGCAAGGCCGUGAGGAUGCUCCACAAAACUGAGGCGCUGGAGAAGCUGCAAAGCACAGAGCUGAAGGAAGACAGUGCCUAUGGCAGUGAGUCAGUGGAGGAAGAGCAGGCGCCUGCGCUGGCCCUGAAGCCGGGGCCGGGGGGUGAGCUGCCCCACAGCCAGCAGCCACAGGUGCACUGA